AUGGUGGACUCUUCACUCUUUCUUUGCCCUUGUCUCAUAAAUUAUCUAUCUAUCUAUCUAUCUAUCUAUCUAUCUAUCUAUCUAUCUAUCUAUCUAUCAACUCUAUUUCAAACUGGAUCUAUCUAUCUAUCUAUCUAUCUAUCUAUCUAUCUAUCUAUCUAUCUAUCUAUCUCAUUCUAUUCAUUUUAUGAAAAACAUGGUUUAUUUGAUGUCUAUCUAUCUAUCUAUCUAUCUAUCUAUCUAUCUAUCUAUCUAUCUAUCUAUAAAUUUAACUCUGCUCAUUUCGAUGUAUCUGUAUAUUUAUUUAUAUCUAUAUAUUAUAUAUAUAUAUGUCUUGACCUGUUCAUAUCUAUCUAUCUAUCUAUCUAUCUAUCUAUCUAUCUAUCUAUCUAUCUAUCUAUUAAUGAGAUAUAUAUAUAUAUAUAUUUUAUAUAUCUUUUUUAUGUGAUUCUUAACAUGGUUUAUCUAUCUAUCUAUCUAUCUAUCUAUCUAUCUAUCUAUCUAUCUAUCUAUCUAUCUAUCUAUCUCCUUGAAAAUAUGUGUAAAGUACAAUUACGUACAUAUACUGUAUCUUGA
This is a messenger RNA of Acanthosepion pharaonis, 576 nucleotides long. The record is from the annotation of a GenBank genome assembly. Lineage: Eukaryota; Metazoa; Mollusca; Cephalopoda; Sepiida; Sepiidae.